Molecule: messenger RNA, 933 nt
Organism: Castor canadensis (American beaver)
Lineage: Eukaryota; Metazoa; Chordata; Mammalia; Rodentia; Castoridae
Source: RefSeq, a predicted model, not a curated record
AUGACACUAAUUAAUGAAAGCCACCCUGAAGAGUUCAUUCUACUAGGCUUUACUGACCGUCCUUGGCUGGAGCUUCCUCUACUCAUUAUUCUUCUGAUUAGCUACCCCAUAGCCAUUAUGGGAAACAUCACCAUCAUUUUGGUGUCCAAGUUAGACCCCCGGCUCCACAGCCCCAUGUAUUUCUUCCUCACCAACUUCUCCUUUUUGGACAUAUGUUAUACCAUGAGCAUCGUACCUCAAAUGUUAUGUAACCUGAGCAGCUCCACCAAAGCAAUGAGCUAUACUGGGUGUGUAAUUCAGCUUUAUUUAUACACCAUUAUGGGGGCUGCAGAAAGUCUACUCUUGGUCAUUAUGUCUUUUGAUUGCUAUGUGGCCAUCUGCAGACCUCUGCACUACACCCUCAUCAUGAAUCAGCGCAUCUGCAUCCUUUUAGUGUCCAUUGUGUGGCUGGGUGGAAUGACCUAUGCUUUCUCAGAAGCCACUCUUACACUACAAUUGCCAUUGUGUGGCAUCAAUAAGCUGGAUCUGGUGUGUGAGAUGCCAACUCUGAUAAAGACUGCCUGUGGUGAAAAGAAGGUUAAUGAACUCGCACUUUCUGUGAUAUGCAUUUUUAUAAUAGCUGUUCCUCUAUGCUUAAUUCUUGCCUCCUGUGCUAGUAUUGGAUGUGCUAUAUUGAGGAUCAAAUCCUCUGCAGGAAUUAAAAAGGCCUUUGGGACAUGUUCCUCUCAUCUCAUUGUAGUUCUUUUAUUUUAUGGCCCAGCUAUUAGCAUGUACCUUCAGUCCCCCUGCUCCAUCACAAGGGACCAACCCAAGGUCAUGGCUCUGCUCUAUGGAGUGGUGACUCCUACACUCAAUCCCUUCCUCUACACCCUGAGGAAUAAGGAUGUGAAAGGAGUGUUAGGGAAACUGGUGAGGAGUAUUUUUUAUUUCUAA